Lolium perenne is the source of this 1213-nucleotide messenger RNA. RefSeq lists its product as uncharacterized. The record is from RefSeq and is a predicted model, not a curated record. Lineage: Eukaryota; Viridiplantae; Streptophyta; Magnoliopsida; Poales; Poaceae.
UUCCACACGCUCUACUCCUCCCUGUCCCCCGCCUCCAUUAAAUCGCGUAUCAUUCCAUUCUAUCCUCUUGCAAAAACAUCUGCACGUCCCUCGUACUAUACCUUGUUUUUGGUCUCCAUUAAUAUUGCUCAAUCCUAGCGGCGAGUCCUGCCACCUGCAGGUUUCGACGACCCCAUAGCGAUCGCCCUUUAGGGUCCGGGUUGCAGGGUAUAUCGUAGGGGGCCGCCGGAGACCGGAGAGCCGGAGGUCAUCUCCCUUCCUUCCCGGCAACGUGCCAAUCGCCAAGUUCGACGGUGCGCUUGGACGGCAGCAAUGGCGUCGUCCCGUCCGUACCGGUUCCCCGCUCUAUGCGAAGACGAGCCCGCGCGACGAACCAGCGCCAGACAGUCGUGCGGGACGUGCGGCGCGGCGGCGGUGGCGAACUGCGUGGCGCUGUGCUGCUGCCCGUGCGCCGUGGUGAGCUGCUUCACGCUGGCGCUCGUGAAGGCCCCUUACGUGGCCGGCCGACGGUGGGUCAGGGUGGCCAAGACGCGGCGGCGGAAGACGAAGCGCGUCCGGAACCUGGAUGACCAGCUAGACCACGUGGAGGGGCUCGGCGGCGGCGGCCAGUGCAAUGGCACCGAGCGGGCGAGCAAGGAGAGCUGGGGCGAGCCGGGCGGGGCCGCCGCCCCGCGGUGGUGGAGCAGUACGAUCGAUGAGAGUGUGGCCAGAGAGGGCAGGAUGAGGGUGAGCGUGACGGAGAAGGCAUGGAUCGAGAUGUACGAGGUCGGGCACUGGGGGUUCGGCCGCCUCUCCUUCUCGGUGGCCGGAGACGCCGCGGCAGCGCAGGUCGUCAGAAGUGACCCCGAGGAGGAUGGCAGUGCACGUGCUGGUGCUGGUCGGUGACCGAGUUUGUGCGCCGUGCGUGUCCCCGUUUUGUGUUUGUACAGACUUUGCUGCAAUCGACGACGUGAGAUUGUGUGGUUUGAGAGAUGCAGUGUACAGUACAACUUUUAGUUCAUCCGAAUGGGAGAAUGUGAUGCAAGCAAAGGAUUUCGAUUUUUCCAUCGUUUGAUGAAUAUUUGCAUCUUUGCUGUACGAACUUUAUAAGAAUGCGCCGACCAAACAUGAAUUGUUUACAUGUUACAAGUCAAGCAUCACAAAUCAUGUAGCAUUGUAGCUAGAUGGGCUUAGCUCCCCUGUGUUGUACUAUGAUACCUCUAUUUGGCGUGUA